AUGGACACUCACGAUCCAAUUUACACUCCUUUCACGGAUCGACCCCUUGCACACAACGCAACAGCACGUGUGUUUCAUAGUAACCAGAGUCUCGUGCUGCAGAAGGUGACGAGGUACAGCAGUGGAAGAUACGCCUGCUCUGCACUCAAUGCUGAAGGGGAGACUGUCUCCAAUGAGCUGCACUUUAGAGUAAAAUACGCUCCUUCAUGCCGUACUGGUAGUACUACUGGUGUAUCAGUGGUAGGGGCUGCAAGAGGAGAGUCAGUAGUGAUCGUAUGCGAGGUGGACGCGGAUCCACCGGCUGCAGUUUUCAAAUGGAAGUUCAAUAACUCUGGUGAAACGAUAGACGUUGCUGCGGACCGAUAUACAUCAAACGGGAGCGCGUCUAGUCUCAAAUACACACCAGUAGCAGACCUGGACUAUGGCACGUUAUCAUGUUCAGCGUCCAAUGAAGUGGGUAACCAGCUGACGCCUUGCGUUUUCCAAAUGGUUGCAGCGGGCAAGCCCCAUGCACCGAGGAAUUGUACAUUGUGGAAUCAAACAUCAGAUUCCGUCGAAGUGUCCUGUGUGGCUGGCUUUGAUGGGGGCCUGCCGCAGCAUUUUCUACUCGAAGUCUAUUCAGGAAACGAGGGGAAACCCAGAUGCAUACCGGAAACUAAUGUGAAGAUAGACUGGUUAUAUGAUGAGAGAAAAGAAGCUAAAACGGAACAGCAUCGUAACGGAGUGGUACCCAUGAAGGGGAUAGAGAGCAUAAGAGGAUGGCAGGUCAAAUUAUUAUCAUGCGAUAGUCAUAUUUUGACUACAUAUGUAACUGUAAUACCAGCAGGGCAGCAGACACCUAACAGGACGCGAUCUUCAGCAAUGAAGACUAAGACAGAAGAUAUAACUGUACAAAUAAAUCUGACAUCUGAUGAGCCAAUGUGGACGGUACGGAGUCUCGAGUGGGACGUUCGUUUUCGUCUCGUAGCAGCAGCUGUCAAUAGCAAGGGUCGGUCCCCGCCCACGCCCCUCGAAGAUGUACUAUUCAGAGACCCUGAGAAGAGGACGGGUAUGUACUUGUUUAAGUUGCAAAAUAAUUUUUGA
Messenger RNA from Pieris macdunnoughi, 1083 nucleotides. The record is from the annotation of a GenBank genome assembly. NCBI's taxonomy places the organism in Eukaryota, Metazoa, Arthropoda, Insecta, Lepidoptera, Pieridae.